AUGGCCCAGAGUUCAGUUUCCAGGAUAGUGGAGGGGCCAACGAACUUGUUAAAGCCAAUCAGGAACCGACCUUCAUGGCAACGGAUGAGGCCUCCGAUAGUUCCCACAGAGGCGGUGCCAUUGAAAGCGUUACCAGUAUUGAGAGUUACCCAGCUAUCUUCAGCGGCUUUCCUUGGAGGUGAUCCAGGCGGGAGAGAGUGUGGUCACGAUCAUGCAACUGACUACUGCAUGUGGACAUCAAAGACUUGGACACAGUCCUCAAGUCUGUCCUCAAAAGGUAUCAGAGGCCCAAAGCCGAAUUGUUGUUUUAUUACGCUGUUUCUACAGUCGGCGUCAGCACAUUUCCUGGCAAAGAUUUGGAGUUUUGUUGCUUCACAUCGUUCACAUUCAUGGCUUCGUCGGCACCGCCAGGUUCACCUCCACCGUCCCAAAUGCAAGGAAACCGCUCGGUUUUUUCAAAAACGCCAUGAAACCAAACACAACUUCAUCCAGUUCUUCGCUAUGUCCGGGAUUUUGCUUUUGAGCGUCCGAUCUUUGGGCCAGAAGUACCGCAUCCACGACCCAGAGGAUACAGCUGCUCUCAAGCAAGAGCAACAAUCUCUCACCGAUCGAAUGAGUAACAUAAAGUGGCCUCCUCCACGAAGCUUCCCUCGAGCCCUUGGUCGCUUCGCAUCCCGCCUCCGCCUCCUCUUGGUGACGAUAGUA
This is a messenger RNA of Hibiscus syriacus, 705 nucleotides long. RefSeq lists its product as uncharacterized. The record is from RefSeq and is a predicted model, not a curated record. Lineage: Eukaryota; Viridiplantae; Streptophyta; Magnoliopsida; Malvales; Malvaceae.